Helianthus annuus (common sunflower) is the source of this 1793-nucleotide messenger RNA. RefSeq names its product cytokinin dehydrogenase 2. Lineage: Eukaryota; Viridiplantae; Streptophyta; Magnoliopsida; Asterales; Asteraceae. Gene Ontology annotation, biological process: cytokinin metabolic process. Gene Ontology annotation, molecular function: FAD binding; cytokinin dehydrogenase activity. The coding region runs from base 27 to 1616 and encodes 529 amino acids. The record is from RefSeq and is a predicted model, not a curated record. The transcript has 5 exons.
CAAGUUUCAAACUUUUUAAAAUCCUCAUGGCUUAUUCAAAAGUAGAAAUUAUUCAUAAAUAUUUUGUUGUACCUUUCAUGAUAAACAUUUUGAUGUUCAUGACCCUUGUGUCUUCAAGACCAUUGCUAACCAACAUCAAACUCUCAUCACCUCCAAACCGAACCACAGAGAAUAAUCUUUGUACCGACACUCUUUGUAUGAAAACCGCUUCUUCUGACUAUGGUAAACUCACUCAAGAACUCCCUUUUGGUGUGCUUCAACCUUUGUCGGUUUCCGAUAUCGUCCGCCUUGUGAAUAAUUCGUACACCUCGUCUUCUCCGUUCGCUAUCUCCGCGCGUGGCAAUGGCCAUUCGGUUAGGGGUCAGGCCAUGGCCAAGGAUGGGGUGGUGGUGGAUAUGUCAAGUUUGAAUAAAAAUAAUAAUAAUAAUAGUAAUACUGGGAUUAGGGUUUCUGGGAACUCUUCUUUAGGGUUUUAUGCAGAUGUUGGAGGUGAGCAGUUAUGGAUAGAUGUCUUGCAAGCUACGUUAUUGCAUGGACUUGCACCGGUUUCAUGGACGGAUUACUUGUACCUCACGGUUGGUGGAACACUCUCUAAUGCUGGGAUUAGUGGACAAACAUCUUUUCAUGGGCCUCAAGUUAGCAAUGUUCUUGAAAUGGAUGUCAUUACUGGGAAAGGUGAUUUGAUAACUUGUUCCAAGGACAUGAAUUCUGAUCUCUUUUAUGCUGUUCUUGGAGGACUUGGCCAGUUUGGGAUCAUAACUAGGGCAAGGAUUGUUCUAGACAAGGCACCCAAUAGGGUGAAAUGGUUUAAAAUAAUUUACGACGAUUUUGCUAAGUUCACAAAGGAUCAAGAACGUCUGAUAUCCGUUGAUGGGUUUGAUUAUGUAGAAGGCUCUUUGAUCUUGAAAAAUAGUCCUGCAGACAACUUUUUCUCACCUUCUAAUGAAUCCGUAAUAAGUUCUUUAGCUUCCGAAAAAGGGAUUUUAUACUGCUUAGAAGCAGUCAAGUAUUACAAUGAUCAAAUCAUAAACACCAUUGAUGAGGAACUUCAAGUGAUAUUCAAGGUAGUGAACAUCAACUCUGGACUCAUUUUCACCAAAGAUGCAACUCUUUUCGAUUUUCUGAAUCGAGUAAGAGACGAAGAGAUCCUACUUCAAUCGUUAGGGCUAUGGGAAGUCCCUCAUCCGUGGCUAAAUCUCUUCGUGCCAAGAUCAAGAAUAUCGGAUUUUAAUCAAGGUGUUUUGGUUGAUAUUAUAUCGAAAGAAAGCUUGACUACAGGACCAUUUCUUAUCUACCCAAUUAACCGAAAAGGGUGGGAUGCUAGAAUGUCAGUUGCUAUACCCGAAGAAGAUGACAAUAUGUUCUACACCGUCGCGCUCCUGAACUCUGCUGGACCCACCGUUGAUCCGAGUGUUAUCGACAACCAAAAUAAUAGGAUCUUAGAAUUUUGUAACAAAGCUGGGAUGAACAUCAAACAAUACUUACCACAUUACACAAAGAAAGAAGAAUGGAUGAAGCAUUUUGGCGCGAAAUGGAGUGUGUUUAAGGAGAUGAAAGAUAAGUUUGAUCCAAAAAUGAUAUUAUCUCCUGGACAAAGAAUUUUUAACUCAGACUAAAGUUUUUAUUUGUUUGCUUAAAUAUGUUAUUGUAGGACUAAUAGACAUACUGAUAUUGUGUGCUAAGAUUUAAGUAUAAAAGUAAUAUUAAAUAGGUAACUCACUAAAGUACUUUUGUAUGUUUUAAUACCAUAUGUAAAAUAUAAGUUGUGAAUAAAAGUAUGCUUUUUGUUUCAA